Messenger RNA from Spirodela intermedia, 7224 nucleotides. Lineage: Eukaryota; Viridiplantae; Streptophyta; Magnoliopsida; Alismatales; Araceae. The record is from the annotation of a GenBank genome assembly.
AUGGCGGCGGACAUAAGUCACCCGCCCAUGGAACAGCUUCAAGACCUUGAGUACUGCAUAGACUCCAAUCCUCCCUGGAGUAUGCCCUCUCUCUCUCUCUCUCUCUCUCUCUCUCUCCUCCUCUGCGUGCAUGCUAAUGCUACUCCUACCUUAACGUAUUCGCUCUCACGUUCACGUCAUCAUAUCCAUUGGAGCCGUAGUGGUUGAUCCUGUCACCGAGUUCUUCUCGUCGCAUGGGAAAAUGCUGCUGCUUUCUCAUCGGUCUCUCCCGCAAGGGAAGGGACCAUCCCAUUGUCUUCAGUGAUUUCCAAACUGCUGCAGAGAUCACAAGUGGCCGCCAUGUUAUUUCUUCCAUCUCCGUCGAAGAACGUUGCAGAGAUCACAAAUCGGCUUAUCUCCAUGGGCAUGAUAAUCUUCUAUAUUGUCUUGUGCUUUCACCCGAUUUGUGGGUAACCUUGAGAUGCACUGCACUCGCUCUAUUUCUAGGCACGAUUUGCUUAGGGGAUGGUCUUCUCCAAGAGCUACUGCUUCCAGUGCUUUUCCUCAGUGGCAGGAACAGACAAAUGAGCUUUUCCUGCAUUUAGCAUGUUCUUCAUGAACUUCUGACAUCUGUAUGUCGGCAAGGGGAUCAAAUUCUGUCUGGAUGUGAGAAAGAAAUGUGAUCACAUGCUUGUAAGAGGUAGAGACUGACAUGACCAGGUCUUGGGGAUGCCUCAUUAGCCUAUGGGCAUUCUCUGACAGUUCCUUGACCCGUGCACCCAGCAUUGCCCUUGUUGUUUUGCUUCCUGUUCCUCUGUUAAGGGGGGUGCGCUGUGGACAUUCUUUCUCUUGGGAGUGAGAGUGUUCGUGAUUUAUACUGUAUAGAAAUUUUCUGUUACGUCUUUCUUGCCGUUCUAAGGCAUCCUUUGCAUCUUAUGUCUGUCGUCCUUUUGGGUCCAUAGCUGUUGACCUCUUUUUUCUUUCAACCAUGCUGAUCUUCCAGCAGCUCGCUCGCACAUUCUUUUCUACGCGAAUAAAGUCACAGAGUUUUUGUAUUUACAUCAGGUUCAGGUCGGUCGUAUGUUAGAUUCUUGAAGUACAGAAAUGAGCAGUCCACUUACUCCAGAAAAAUCUCUGCAAUUUCUCUCUAUAUCCCAAGUUUCUGGAAAUUCACCGAAAGUAAUCACCCAAAGUAGCUAUUUUUAGCAAUCAUGUGAUGUUGAUUUUGUUCAAUUCUUAAAAUUUCAGCAAGUUAUUGGCUACCUAAUAUUAGUGCUUACUUAGAAGAAACGUUUCAGAUUUGAGAAGGUUAGCAUAUAAGAUAUCACUUAUUUCCGUGUAUUCAUUUCUUAUUCUGACAAGGUUACCAUACCUUGAGCAUUGAUAUGACUAAAUUCAUUUUAUAAUGAAUCGCUGGUCCAACCCUAUGAAAUUCUGUGGUGGAUGUGGGUGAAACUUCCGUUUUUGUUCUUCGUUUUUCAUUCGUUUAUUUUCAUAUAAAUCUGUUUGACCUUUUCAAGAUAAAAAACCUGCUUCAGCUGAAGAUGGACAGGACUAGGGAGAGGGAGCAUGAGUACCGAGUGCUAUUAUUGGUAUUAAUGUUGGACAUGUAUUUCAAUUAACGCAUGCGUCCCAAGCCAUACAUCUGCCUGGUGCAUCCGAACCAAGCACCGACAGAUGUGUGGCACAAGAUUGUCUCGUUGUGAGUUGAAUGGAUAUCUGUGAAAAGCAAUAUAUCGACUGUAACUCGCUGAAAAAGUGUUGGAUGGCCUUUCUCAGAGGAUUAGUGGAAUAAUGGUACCACAUCGGGGCUCAGAUGUUAUUUUCUUUUGCGUGGGAGAGUGCUGUUUUGAAUGCUGGCUUCAGCUAGAUUCCUCUUCCUCUUUUGGGAUGCUUUCUUUACUGUUCUAGUGUAAUGUGUUUGAUCACAUGGUAUGUUUGCAGAAGGGGAUGCUGUCACUUUCUCAACCUCUAUAUGUGGCUAUAAGAUCUCGGUUGUAGAUCACUUUCGCAACCUUUUUUUUUAGAUCCUACCUUGCUUCGUUUUUUUUUUUUCUUCUGAGACUUGAUGUUUUUUGCAAUUUAGAACUGGGAAAUUGCUCUCUGCCCGUUUCUCCUCUGUUUUUCUUUUUCAAGAUUUUUACCUCUAGGUCUUGGUUUCUCCAUCACUAUUUUUCUGAAUGUAAAGCUGAAUAUGCUUCUCGUCCAAGAACAAUGAGACAGUAAUUAUUAAAGUAAAAGCUGUCAGUAAAAAACGAGGUAGUGAUUGCCUCGGUGCAUGAAUAGGUGCUCUUUUCAAGACUAACUUGUGGUUGGCAGAUGAUACUUUUUGAGGCCAACGAAAAGAUACAGGCUGACAGCUCUGCUGGCUGAACACGUGGGUCUUGCAUACUCUGUUUAAGUCAUUGCCCUUAUCUCGAUGCUUAUACACAUGUGUAGUUAUGGUGAAAAGGGAAAGAAUAAUUUAUUCUUAGAGGUCUAGUUGGUGAUGAUUGUAACUUAUUGCGCUUGAAAUUGCGUUUUAUCUAGUGCUAUUAAAUGCUGUUUUUCCUGGGAUUUGGGAGCAUGUAGCCAUCAUCUAACUAAUAUCUGUUCUUUCUUGGCCGUCAUACUUUUUUUAUAUUCUGCUUUUUCUUUCCACCAUCAGGGAAAUUACCUUAUUGGACUUAAUUGGGAAGCUACCGUUCCCAAUUUAUGUAAUUUUUUUGGCAGAUCACUCGACAUGUAAUGUGUGGUAUCUGAAGAAUAAACAUGCAGACGUACAUAAAAUGACUUCCUGUUUUUCCUCUAUAUGGACAAUUCUUCGUCAGAUUCGAUUGCAUUAUUUGUCUCCGUUGUAACAAUUCUUGGUCCCUAGGCAUUGAUCUAUGUUUGAUUUUAUUUUACCCACCUUACGCCCUACAGUGGAUGCUCACAUUAGUCUUGGUAGAACCAUGUGAAGGUCAAUCCAGGCAUCAGGUGGUUUCAGUAUCCUAACUUUAUGUUCAUCUGGAUCUGUAGAAUUUAUAUUAUUGAAUGAAUAUCCAACAGGAUGUGCUUACUUGCUUCGAGCAUAUUUUCGUUCCUUCUUGAAAGAGAAAAUUCUGAAAAGAAUUUACACAUAUCUGGCCAUGUUUUCUGGUCUAGUUUUCGUGCAGUGAAAUGAUCUUCUGGAGUAUUGUGUGAUCCUCUUCUGGGAAAUUAUAUCCUGUGAUGGAAUAUGGCAUUUUGAUGUGACGAUUCCAUACAUAUAGGAGAUGGUUGUAUGCAUCAAUUUUAAAUAUCAGAGUGCAGUUAUUUGAUCCUCUUUAUGGCAUAUAAUUGACCCCAUGGUAAUUUUGGUAGGCUUCUGGAUACUCUGCCAAAUGGGUGUCCAGGUUGGGUCUGACCUUAACAUUCAAUGAGGCCGGAUUUUGAAGCCCAAGCCCUGGAACUACCGGCUGGGCUUGCCUAUCCCAUUAACACUUAUAAUAUCUACCAUAUUAACAUAAAAGACGAGUAUCUAAGACUUCAUUAUUUUAAAUAUAUUAUAAUUCAAAUGGGGUAUAAUGCGAAGAGUAUCUUGGAAGGUCUUGUUUCUUGUGUUGAUGCUGUACUUCUUAUGGGCUGUACCCACUUGCUUCUGUUGCCAUUUUUUAAAAUUUGGUUGAGCUGCUCAUUUUUGUUCCUUAAUUUCUUUGUGAAAUUCACAUGUUUGUCCGUAAGUUUACAUAUUAUUGUGAAAUUCAUCUUUAAUUUUCUCCUUGCUGGCUGAGGAGGUAUCUGUUCCUUGCUCAUGUUUUAUGCAUAUUCCAUUAUCCAAAUCUUUGUUAAUUUUCGCAAUUUCUUGUGCUUAUUUAUUUUCAGUUUCGUAUCUACCCUUACAUAUUAUUGUGAACUUCAGCUUGAAUUUGCUCCUCGUUGCUUGAGUACCUAUCUAGUCUUUUGAUCAAGUUUUCAUGUGCUUGAUUUUUUUUAAUUUUUUUUCAUGCAGUUGAAACUAUCUUAUUGGCAUUCCAAAAUUACAUCUUAAUGCUUGGGACAACAGUUAUGAUUCCUUCGAUGCUUGUACCGAUGAUGGGUGGCACUGAUGUAAGCCUAAACCAUCGCACUUAGCAAAGACCGUCAUUACAAUAUUGUGAAGUUUCUUGCCUAACUUCUAUCUAUUCUGUCCUUUUGAUGCUUAUUCACAUAAUAUAGGGUGACAAGGCAAGAGUCAUACAAACACUGUUGUUUGUAUCUGGGAUAAAUACUCUCCUUCAAGCAUUAUUUGGAACACGCUUGCCAACUGUCGUAGGGGGUUCGUUUUCAUAUGUUAUCCCCAUCCUUCACAUCAUACGGGAUUCCUCACUGUUGCGGAUCUCUGAUCCACAUGAGGUAUGUUCUUGAAUUUUUUUUUUUCUUUUUUUUUUGUCAUCCUAUUGUGAUGCAACUGUCAAGGAAGUGAGAUUUGCUCAAAUUUGUUAAAUAUGCAGCGGUUUAUACAAACUAUGCGUGCAAUUCAAGGGGCACUAAUAGUAGCCUCUAGUUUACAAAUCAUUCUUGGUUACAGCCAGUUAUGGGGAAUAUUUUCAAGGUAUCUUUUAGUUGAAUUCAUUCUCGUUAAAUUAUAUUGAUUCACAUGACCUCUAAUCAAAUUUAAUUUUUUUAUGGGAAGACUAUAGGUUUUUUAGUCCACUGGGUGUGGCACCUGUGAUUGCGUUGGUUGGUUUGGGGCUGUUUGAACGAGGCUUUCCUGCAGUAAGUCAGUUACUGUUGGACACGCUAUAAUUAAGAUUAAGCACACUUCUUCUAAAAGCAUAUGUGCUGCCAUUCUUUGUACUUAGGUGGGUAAUUGUGUAGAAAUUGGGAUACCAAUGCUCCUAUUGACAAUUGGUUUGUCACAGGUAUGCAGUUUGCUUUUUUUCCCCCCCAAGAAAAAAAGAAAUAAAUUAUUCGAGAUAAUUGCCUUCCUGAAGAACGUCUUUAGUACUCACAGCAACUUACUAUUUCUAAAAUGCAGUAUUUGAAGCACCGUAGGCCACUUAAAGAGAUUCCAAUUUUUGAGCGCUUUCCAGUUCUCAUCAGCGUUUCUAUUAUUUGGAUAUAUGCCAUUAUUUUAACAGCUGGAGGUGCAUACAAGCAUAGAUCUGAAAGAACUCAAGAUAGUUGCCGUACAGACCGAGCUAAUCUCAUCUCUUCUGCUCCUUGGUAUGUAAAGCUUCUGCUGAUAUGGUGUGUUUGAUCGGAAGUGUCCGUCAAUCUUAUAUAGAUCAUGUUUCCUUUUCCCUAGGUUCAAGUUUCCAUAUCCUUUGCAAUGGGGUCCUCCAACAUUUGAUGCUGGUCAUAGUGUUGCUAUGAUGGCAGCUGUCCUGGUUUCACUUGUAGAGGUAUUCCCCAACAUUUCUUCAUUGAUGCAUGCGACUUUUUGGCUUUGAUUGGGAUACGAGUACAUUUUUGUUUCUUAGUACAUCAUCAUGGCAUUCAUAUCCUCUCUUGACAUGCCCAUCUGCCCAUCCAUAGCUACUGAGUGUUUUCUUUGUUGGCGCCAAUCAGUAGCUCCCUGCCUUUGCCCUUUCUGUGUAUGCAGUCAACAGGUGCAUACAAGGCAGCAUCUCGACUGGCUAUUGCAACACCUCCACCUGCGUAUGUCCUGAGUAGAGGUAUUGGCUGGCAGGUAAACUCUGAAAUUAAUCUAAAAAUAAUAAUAUUGGUUGAUGCACUUUUGUAUCGUAUUUCUAUUCUGGUCUGUUUUUCUUGCUGCUAUACUACUUUUGCCAUCUAUGACUGGGUCACUGUACAACAGAAGUUAGCUUAGCUACCUGGAAAUCAUCUUAAGCAGCCACUAUACUAUGGCAUAUUCUUCAGGCGACAGAUAUGCUUGUUCUUCUCUUGUUAUCUUAGGAAUAUGCCGAGUCAGUAUUGAGAUAGAAAGAUAAUUAAAAGUAAAAACAAGAAAAAGGAGAAGAUCGUUGUUUUCCGGUUAUAAGAUUUGGUUUUCAGUUUCUUUGUUGAAAGAGAAGUUGACAUUUACAGACGAGAAUGCCAUUUUUGGCUCUACUAAAGGUUAGGUGGUGAUCUGGGCCUAAGAUCAUGCAUGAUAUGAUCUGUUCCACUGGUUAGGAGCUUCACUUUUCUAGGAAGAUAUCCUGCCUGUACUAUGAAAAUCACGUCAUGAUGAAAAGUUGAUGGACGUUUUGCUUUAAGAUAGGGUUGUCAAUUUUUAGAUGACAGAUAUUUUGUAGUUCGUAUUUUUCACUUUUGUAGCUUAUUCCAAAUAUCAGCUGUUGAGUAUUAACUGGUGAAAAAAGCACAUUUAUUUUUGUUGUUCAUCCAAUUGCUGCAUUUGCAGGGAAUAGGUGUUUUGCUCGAUGGCCUUUUCGGUACAGUCUCAGGUUCUACAGUCUCUGUGUAAGGACCAUCGUCUCCACAGAGGUUCCCUCAUGCCUUUUUUUAGCAACCUAUAUAGGAUGAUUCUGACAUGGGUUUUUCGAAUUUCAGAGAAAAUGUUGGGCUUCUUGGGAUAACUCGAGUCGGCAGCCGAAGAGUCGUUCAGCUCUCAGCUGGCUUCAUGAUCUUCUUCUCCAUCUUGGGUCUGGGUUUCUCAAUGUGGUGCUUCACAAUUUCUGUGGCACCUUAUGCUCCACUCUCACUCGAAGUGCUCCUUUCUUGCAGGCAAAUUUGGGGCGAUUUUUGCAUCAAUUCCGUUCCCUAUCUUUGCUGCUUUGUACUGCUUGUUCUUUGGCCUUGUGGGUAAGCAUAUCGAUUGGCUACAGAGGAAACACAUAUCUUUUCUGCCUGCAGUGAUAGCAUCUUCCUGUGAAAUCUUGCAGCAUCUGUUGGCUUAUCCUUCCUUCAGUUCACCAACAUGAACUCAAUGAGAAAUCUCAUCAUCACUGGUCUGUCGCUCUUUCUUGGCAUAUCAGUCCCUCAGUACUUCAAUGAUUCUUUGGUCUCCUCCGGUCACGGCCCAGUUCACACCCGCUCAGGAUGGGUUAGUAUUCUGUUUCAAUUGCAAUUGCCCACCACUCUGUGAAUGGCUAUGUCGAUCAGAAUCUCCUCAGUGCUAAAGGUAUACCUUUGAUUUAUCGGCAGUUCAACGGGUUUCUCAACACGAUCUUCUUGUCGCCACCGACUGUCGGACUGAUUGUGGCCGUCUUCUUGGACAACACCUUGGACGUUGAGAAGAGCAAGAAGGACAGGGGGAUGCCCUGGUGGGUGAAAUUUAGGACCUUCAGAGGAGACAACAGGAACGAAGAGUUCUACUCCCUUCCCUUCAACCUCAACAGGUUCUUCCCACCGACAUAG